AUGACCGAAAUCCCCGCAACCAAACCGGCCAACGGGGAUGUAUGUCAGCGCGUAAAGAACGGAGUGAAACCGGAGAGGAACGGGUUGUUGAAGAGCCUCCAGAGCUGCCAUGAGAGGACACCCAGACACCACUGCCAGCCCGAGGAGGAGAAGGUCCAGGCACCAUCACAUCAUGACAGCCUGUACAGACGGCCCUUCGUCGAGUCUUUUGAGGAGACGCCCAUGCUGGUGGCCGUGCUCACCUACAUGGGCUACGGGAUCCUGACCGUCUUUGGCUACCUACGCGACUUCCUCCGCCACUGGAAGCUCGAACGAUGCCACAUCGCCAGGGAGAAGGAGGAGCAAAAGGACUUUGUGCCCCUCUACCAAGACUUUGAGAACUUUUACACCAGGAACCUCUACAUGAGAAUCAGAGACAACUGGAACAAGCCGAUGUGCAGUGUCCCAGGGGCCAAGAUGGACCUGAUGGAAAGAGCCACCCUGGACUACAACUGGACGUUUGAGUACACAGGGCGGGUAGUGCAUGAUGUGAUGAACUUGGGCUCAUAUAAUUAUCUUGGCUUUGCUGAGAACACAGGCCCGUGUGCUGACUCUGCAGCCGAGGUCACCAUGAAGUACGGCGUUGGAGUUGCAAGUACCCGGCAGGAGAUAGGUAAUCUGGACAGACAUGAGGAGAUGGAGAAACUGGUGGCUGAGUUCCUCGGUGUGGAGUCAGCUAUGGCGUUUGGGAUGGGCUUUGCAACCAACUCCAUGAACAUACCUGCACUGGCAGGCAAGGGCUGUCUCAUUCUGAGCGAUGAGCUGAACCAUGCCUCUCUAGUCCUGGGAGCCAGACUCUCCGGGUCCACCAUCAGAGUCUUUAAACACAACAAUAUGCAGAGCCUGGAGAAACUGCUGAGAGAAGCCAUAGUCCACGGGCAGCCCAGGACUCACAGACCAUGGAAGAAGAUCCUAAUAGUGGUAGAGGGCAUUUACAGCAUGGAGGGCAGUAUUGUGCGCCUGCCAGAAGUGAUUGCCCUGAAGAAGCGCUACCGGGCCUACCUUUACCUAGAUGAGGCCCACAGCAUAGGGGCGCUGGGGCCGAGAGGGAGGGGGGUCGUGGAUUACUUUGGUCUCGACCCCUGUGAUGUGGACGUCAUGAUGGGCACUUUCACCAAGAGCUUCGGCGCUGCAGGGGGAUACAUCGCAGGGAAAAGGGAGCUUAUUGAGUACCUGCGCUCCCACUCCCACAGUGCGGUCUACGCCGCCUCCAUGUCUCCUCCUGUGGUGGAGCAAAUCAUCACUUCUAUGAAGUGCAUUAUGGGAGACGAUGGCACAACAAUAGGCAUUGAGCGUGUGCAACAGCUGGCAGAGAACACAGUCUACUUCCGCAAGAGACUUCGAGAAAUGGGUUUCAUAAUCUAUGGAAACGAGGACUCGCCUGUAGUACCCAUGAUGCUCUACAUGCCUGCAAAGAUAGGAGCAUUUGGUAGGGAGAUGUUUAAGAGGAACAUUGGGGUGGUGGUUGUCGGUUUCCCUGCUACACCCAUCAUCGAAUCUCGUGCACGCUUCUGCAUCUCAGCCGCACACACAAAAGACAUGCUAGUCAGGGCGCUGAGUGUCAUCAGUGAGGUAGGAGACCUUCUUCAGCUCAAGUACUCCCGUCACAGAAAACAGCGGUCUGCAGUGCGGCCCUUUGAUGAUAACGUGUACGAGGACAUCGACGACUGAUGAAACAGUCAUGAUGUGAACCGGAACAACCCUAAAAAAAAAACACAGGGCCCGUCAAGAUGGAUCACAAGGUCUUCCACAAGGACCCAGACAUGUGCACAGGUGCCCCUUGUCACCAGCUUGCCAUUAUUUAACCCUCCAACAGAAAAAAGCACUUACAAACUAUCACCUUUGUUCUACUUUGCCUUACCUUAAAGUGCAGAAACGUGUGGUGACCAUGCUGAAAAACAACGUCUGCUUCAGUCUAACAUGUCUCCUUGUUUUCUGUGUGUUUCUUCAGUGCCUGUUAGAAGUGUCUCUGUUACGCUUGUUGUAUAUGAGUUGGAUGAAUGUUGAAUUUCACAGUGUCUCUGGUAUCGCAAGCUGCUUUUUUUUUUUUUUAAAUAGAGUGAACUUUUAACGGGUGAGUAAAAGAAUUUUAAAAUCAAAAGUGUAAGACUUUAUUUCAAGUAAACAUUCAGAUCACUGCUGUUGGCCAUGAUGUGAAUAAUUAAUCUGUAUCAUACAAAACAUUAAUAUCUAUAAUUGUCUAUCUUA
Labrus bergylta (ballan wrasse) is the source of this 2247-nucleotide messenger RNA. Its product is annotated as serine palmitoyltransferase 2. Gene Ontology annotation, molecular function: serine C-palmitoyltransferase activity; pyridoxal phosphate binding. The record is from RefSeq and is a predicted model, not a curated record. NCBI's taxonomy places the organism in Eukaryota, Metazoa, Chordata, Actinopteri, Labriformes, Labridae. Gene Ontology annotation, biological process: ceramide biosynthetic process; sphingosine biosynthetic process. Gene Ontology annotation, cellular component: serine palmitoyltransferase complex.